Messenger RNA from Aspergillus steynii IBT 23096, 1140 nucleotides. Its product is annotated as glycoside hydrolase family 43 protein. NCBI's taxonomy places the organism in Eukaryota, Fungi, Ascomycota, Eurotiomycetes, Eurotiales, Aspergillaceae. The transcript has 2 exons. Gene Ontology annotation, biological process: carbohydrate metabolic process. The coding region runs from base 151 to 1140 and encodes 329 amino acids. Gene Ontology annotation, molecular function: hydrolase activity, hydrolyzing O-glycosyl compounds. The record is from RefSeq and is a predicted model, not a curated record.
GUGGAGCAUCCAGCAUGCCGAUCCCCCUUCCCAGUAGUCCUCACGAUUAUCUGGUUUGAGUAAGCCACUGCGAGCCCGAUUAGGGAAAAACAUUACGGAUCUACUCGCGUAUAAAAGCGCCUGUUUCCGCCCAUAGCACUUGUUGUUUUGAUGGUAUCAUGCACCAUUAAGAUACAGAAAAUGCCUAUCCGAGCUGCUCUCGCUUUCUCCCUCCUGUCCAGCUACGCCUGGGCCGACUCGUGGCAAGUCAUCGAUAGCGACUUUCCCGACCCCAACGUGAUCCAGACGGAUGAUGGAUACUACGCCUUCGGAACGACAAGCGGUGGCAUCAACGCGCAGAUCGCGCACUCAUCUGACUUCAACACCUGGGAGAAACUGGACACAGAUGCCCUCCCCGGUCCAUUCCCCGACUGGGUGAAGGAUGAUGCGCAUCCAGGGAUUUGGGCCCCGGAUGUUAUCCAGCGGGACGACGGAACAUUCGUGAUGUACUACUCCGCGGCCGCCCGCGAAGACGACAGCAAGCACUGUCUGGGCGCCGCCACAUCCGACUCGAUCACGGGACCCUACGAGCCCUCAUCCGACUCUCUCGCGUGUCCUCUUGAUCAAGGCGGUGCCAUCGACGCCGCCGGGUUCAAAGACUCAGACGGCACGUUCUACGUCGUGUACAAGAUCGACGGCAACAGUUUGAACGGCGACGGGACGACCCAUCCCACGCCGAUCAUGCUGCAAAAGCUGCAAGCGGACGCAGUGACUCCCGAUGGCGACGCGGUGCAGAUUCUCGACCGUGACGACAACGACGGCCCGCUUGUCGAGGCCCCCUCGCUGGUCAAGUCCGGCGAUAAGUACUUUUUGUCGUUCUCGUCGAACAUGUAUAACACCAAGAAGUAUGAUGUUAGUUAUGCAACUGCUGAUGCGGUCGGCGGGCCGUAUACCAAGGCGCAGGCGCCGGAUGCCCCGUUGCUGGUGUCUGGGGAUCCUAGCGAUGUUGGGGGCUUGGGUGGUCCGGGUGGUGCUGAUUUCCGGGAGGAUGGGAAGGCGAUUUUGUUCCAUGCUUUUAAUAACGGGGAGAAUUUGGAUGAGGGGAGAGGGGUUUGGGCUGCGAAUAUUAAUUUCGAUGGCGGAGUUAUUCAUGUUGAAUAG